AUGGCCGCCUCGUCCUCCUCCGGCUCUUCUUUUACUUCUUCUUCUCUUGGCCGUCCGCCCUCCUACAGCCAACCCUACGCAAGUCCGCUUGACUCGACGUGGACACCGACUUCGGGUGCCUCAACCAUAUCAGCUCUUACCUCUGAAGCGUCAGCGCCUCAUGCCUCUCUCCGCCCUCUAGAUCUCGGUCCUCCGGGAUAUCAAGCAACUAUAACCCUGUUUGAAAACACCCCCAACGAGCGUACCGUCUACCUUGUGCCGUCCGAUGUUCCCGCCGACGUAUUUCCACAUACGCUCCACGCCCGCCACCGGCCAUAUACGGACCCCUGCGAGCUCGAGCUUUACGUCAGCUUUCGCGAGCCACAUCGUGUGAGGUAUACCACGGGAGAGGGCAGUGUGAUUCACGAUCAUCUGAUGGAGGUUAAGUACGAAUUUACGACUGUCGAGAGUUCUUUGCGCUUCCAGGGGGACAUCCGACGAAAGGACCUAAUCGACUAUUUUGACGUUGACGUGGUUUGGUCCGAUUUGCAUGGACGGACGGACGGUUUUGGCAAUGUGAGGGGCAUGGGCCUAGUCCAAAGGCUAAAGCUUUGGAGAGAUCGUUACUCUACUUACCACUCGUUGACCGUAUUUGCCAACCGCGCCGGCGGUCGCCAACAUCGGGAAUACGAGAUACACAACUUUGAAGGCGAGCUGCGGAAUCGUGACGACCGGCACCGCCAAGUGCGUCUCACAGUUCGUGGUAGUAGGCGCAGCAGUGCACCGGAUAGUAGCUCGUCGCGUUCGCGGUUUACGUUUUCACACCGCAUGCGCCCCAGAGUUCGUUCCGGUUCACAAGGUGGCGGAUCCAACUCUGAGGCAAUUUUAUCAUCGGGCACUCUUGAUAUUCGCUACCUAGGUAUUCAGUUCAGUAAGCGUGAAGAUUAUCGCAGAUUCCUCGAAAGCUGGGUUGUCGCACACAGUUCUGACAGCGAAUUCCACGGCAUCCCAUUUCCACCGCAUCACGUUGAACUACCAUCCCCACAUAUUCUUCCUGGCGAGAUGUUGGAGCUUCCAUCACCGGACAACUCCAGGGCCCUGCAGCCAGUUCUCGAACCUCCGGAUUCAUACGAGUCAGAUUCCACGCCGUAA
Messenger RNA from Colletotrichum truncatum, 1131 nucleotides. NCBI's taxonomy places the organism in Eukaryota, Fungi, Ascomycota, Sordariomycetes, Glomerellales, Glomerellaceae. The record is from RefSeq and is a predicted model, not a curated record.